This is a messenger RNA of Orbilia oligospora ATCC 24927, 1134 nucleotides long. RefSeq lists its product as uncharacterized. The transcript has a single exon. The coding region runs from base 1 to 1134 and encodes 377 amino acids. The record is from RefSeq and is a predicted model, not a curated record. Lineage: Eukaryota; Fungi; Ascomycota; Orbiliomycetes; Orbiliales; Orbiliaceae.
AUGCCUCGUCGUGGACUCUUCCGCCAGGCUAAUCAGUUCGGCGUUUUCGACCAAGCCGGCAACCUGUUCCCUCCUCAGCAGGCUCUUCCUCUUCCAGCUCCCCCCGGCCAACCUCAACCAGUUCCCGCGGCUCCAGCAGCAGCAGCACCAAACCCAGACAAUCUUGAAGAAAUGUUAGCAGCAGUGAUGCCAGGCGCAUUUCCGCAGUUCGAAGAAGGCGAGCAAGCACCAGUUGCACCACUAGCAGGCACACCACAAGUUCCACAAGUUCCACAAGUUCCACAAGUUCCACAACCUGCGCAGCCCAACAUGCCCCUUCCUCAACAGAUGCCCUUAGUCCGGAAACAAAACCGCCUCCGUCGUCUCUUAAAUCACAUGCAUAACCGUGAGUUUGUCGCACAAGACUUUCACGCUCCACCAGCACAAAAAAUGACCUGGACCGAAGUCCGUUCAAAGCUCGGUGCUCCAGCACCACCUCCGGAUCGCGCCAAAACGCUUUACGAGUGGGACAGAGUCCGUUAUAGAAUUGGUAUCCGUCCGAUCUUCGAAUAUAUGAAAGCUGCACAAGAACAGCAAGAGCAAGCCAGGCUUCAAAAUCAAGCUGCAAUGCAACAAGGUCAAUGGAAUGGGCAAUUUCCACAAGUGCCUCAACAACCUAUCGCAGGGGCCGCUCCGGCACCAGCAGCACAACAACCGGCAAAUUCUCCAUACCUUCUUGUAGAAACCCCACAAGGACCAAUUUACAUCCCACAACCGCCAGCACCAGGUGCACAGAACCCACUAACGGGCCAACCAACCGAAAAUCCGUGGUCACAACAAGAUGCAAAGAGCCUCGCGACCGCAUUAUUUCUGUCAGGAAUGAAAUUGACUUGGAAUGCGGCAACAUCGAUGUGGGAUGCCGUUACAGCUGCCUAUAACCAGAACUUUGAGGAUAGAGUGAAGCUGAGAGAUCAGACAAAUCAAUGGGUCAAUGAAUGUGUGAGGAGAGGUUAUGCUAUUCCAGCUCAAAGAUAUCACCAACAAUAUGGGCAGCCCGGCGGGUGGCCGCAAUGGGGAGCUACACAGCCACAACAACCACAACAGCCACAGCAGGUUCCGAUCCCGCAGCAGCCGUUUGCACGAAGAUGGCCUUGA